UUUGCCUUAUACUGGUUCUGUGAUUGGUCUCUUGUUUCAACAGUCUUUGGUUUGUGUUUUUUUAUUCGAGUGGCUUUAUUUAAAACUGGGUUGAUAUACGUUACCAAGAAAUGGUGGAGAGUGAUCGAAGAUUGUUUUCAUGUUUAUCAAUUCUUCAAGGUUCCAGAAUUCAACGAAAACAUGCAAGAGAAUCAGCUGUAUCGCAAAGUCUAUGUUUAUUUAAAUUCUUUAACAUCCAUUGAAGACUCAGAUUUCACCAACCUUUUCACCGGAAAAAAGUCCAACGAAAUCAUCCUCGGCCUCGAUCCUAACCAAAUCAUCGAAGAUGAUUUUCUUGGAGCUCGGGUUUUUUGGAUAAACCAAGAAAAGAAUGAUACAAAUGCUUGCAGAACCUUCGUCUUGAAGGUAAGAAAAGCUGAUAAACGAAGAAUUCUGCGUCCCUAUCUCCAACACAUACACACUGUAUCCGAUGAGCUCGACCAGAAGAAGAAGGAUUUGAGACUCUACGUAAAUAUCCAAAAUCAUCAUAGCCAAGAGGGACGGUGGAGAUCUAUCCCCUUCACUCACCCUUCAACUUUCGAGACGAUUGCCAUGGAGUCUGAUCUCAAAAACAAGGUAAAAUCUGAUCUUGAGUCAUUCCUUAAAGCCAAACAAUUCUAUCAUCGACUAGGCCGUGUUUGGAAACGAAGUUUCCUGUUAUACGGUCCUUCAGGUACAGGAAAAUCAAGCUUUGUGGCAGCCAUGGCUAAAUUUUUAUGCUACGAUGUGUACGACAUCGAUCUUUCAAGAGUCUCAGAUGAUUCAGAUCUCAAAAUGCUUUUGUUGCAAACAAAAAGCAAGUCUGUGAUCCUAAUCGAGGAUCUUGAUCGGUUUUUGGCUAAUAAAUCAACGGCGGUGAGCUUAUCUGGGGUAUUAAACUUUAUGGACGGAAUAUUAAAUUCUUGCUGUCUGGAAGAAAGAGUUAUGGUCUUUACAAUGAACGGUAAAGAGCUUAUCGACCCGGCUAUGCUUCGGCCUGGACGCAUAGAUGUUCACAUUCAUUUUCCAUUAUGUGAUUUCUCAGCUUUUAAAACAUUAGCAAAUAGUUAUUUGGGACUUAAAGAUCAUAAAUUGUUUCCCCAAGUAGAGGAGGUUUUUCAAAGUGGGGCAAGUUUAAGUCCAGCAGAGAUUGGUGAGUUGAUGAUAGCCAACAGAAACUCGCCUAGUCGAGCCCUGAAAUCGGUAAUCACGGCUUUGCAAACAGACGGUGAUGGCAGGGGGUCUUCCAAUAUCGGACGGCGAUUGUAUGAUAGUUGGUCGAGGAAAUCAUUGGAUGAAACGGGUGAUUCUAGUUCGAUGUUUAGGGAAAAUACUGUGAAGGAAUUUAAAAAGUUGUACGGUUUGUUAAGGAUUAAGAGCAGUAGAAAAGCUCAAUCGUGUGAUUUGUCUGAUGGGCAAAAGGAAGGCUGAUCAUGCGGUGGAUAUUUGGGGUCACGUGUUUCAAUUGUCAAUUGUAAAUCGAGAAAUGUGGAUGAAAUGUAUCCAAUGAUGCUCUGGCAAAAGGGGGAGAAUUAUACAGGGCAAAAGUUUAGCAUAUAGUUGAUAUUCUGUCCUUGUUGCUUUAAUGUUUUGUUGGUAGCUAAUAUUCAGAAAUAGAUUUUGUUGUAAUUAUUAUUCUGUAUUCAA
Messenger RNA from Pistacia vera, 1665 nucleotides. Its product is annotated as AAA-ATPase At2g46620. The transcript has a single exon. Lineage: Eukaryota; Viridiplantae; Streptophyta; Magnoliopsida; Sapindales; Anacardiaceae. Gene Ontology annotation, molecular function: ATP binding; ATP hydrolysis activity. The annotation marks the transcript as partial. The record is from RefSeq and is a predicted model, not a curated record.